Messenger RNA from Lingula anatina, 5046 nucleotides. RefSeq lists its product as uncharacterized. NCBI's taxonomy places the organism in Eukaryota, Metazoa, Brachiopoda, Lingulata, Lingulida, Lingulidae. Gene Ontology annotation, molecular function: GTPase activator activity; small GTPase binding. Gene Ontology annotation, biological process: small GTPase-mediated signal transduction. The record is from RefSeq and is a predicted model, not a curated record.
UUUACGGACUCUUCCGUUCGUGGGCGGAGAUGCUCGUAGGGUGUUUUUUCGCGUUUUUGUGGCUUUAUUGUUGAUAGUGUAUAACAUUUACUAAAUAUAGGAAGACUUUUGAGACAGUUAACCAUCCGACUAAUUAAGAUUGCACUGAAAUACUAACAGGAUGAGUUUUGAGAGUCCCGACAAAGAAGACUUCCCUGGGUUGUAUUCCACUCAAGGACGUUCCCAGGAACCUGAACAAGCAUCAGAUGACGACGCUGACAAACUAGGUAAGAAGAAAGACUUUGCCAAGAAGAAGGAUAAGAAAGAGAAGAAAGACAAAGGAUAUAAGAUGUUUGAGGAAGACAAUUCAGAGGAAGAGCUAAUGGUGGAAGAUACAAAGAGUCCAUUUAAGGGAAAGAGACUUAGUAAACCAAGCUUUAAAUUUGCGAAGAAAGAAAAGAAAGAAAAGUUCAAGGAUAAAGAAAAGGAUAAAGAUAGGGACAAGGAAAAGAAAAGAGAAGAACGGAAAAAAUUGAAGAAAUUAGAACUGUGGAAAAAGCCAAAGGCUGUGGAGACAACUGAAGCUGACUUGAAGCCAGUGUUUGGAGUCCCACUUCAAGUAGCAUGUGAGAGGAACAAGUCUCAUGAUGGCAUCCAGCUGCCAGUGAUAUUCAGAGAAUGUAUAGACUACAUUGAGGAACAUGGACUUUCUUGUGAGGGCAUCUACAGGAUAUCUGGGGUGAAGUCCAAGAUCCAACACCUCAAGGACAACUACAACAAGGGUCUGCCAAGUUACCUCCAUGAACAUGAGCCAAAUGUUGUUGCCAGUUUGCUGAAACAGUUUCUGAGGGAGCUUCCAGACCCAGUUCUGACUACGGCAGAUAUGCCAAAGUUUGAGGAGGCCUCUAUGAUAAAGCAGCCCAAACAGCAAGUGGAAAGGUUGAAAAAGUUGAUAAGUGAGCUUCCAGAGUGCAAUCGACUCCUGUUGUCCUGGAUGAUGGUCCACAUGACUCAUGUCAUACAGAGGGAAAAAGACAACAAAAUGACUCUACAGAACGUGUCCAUAGUUCUCAGUCCCACCAUGAAGAUCAGCCACAGAGUUCUCAAUGUGUUGUUUUUGCACUGGAAGGAACUAUUCAGAGAUGUGGUCAUUAAGAAACAUGUCCCCCCACUGAAGCCAGCAACUUCCCGCUGGUCUCUGGAGCUCCCGGACGACCCAGGUCAGAUAGAGGACGAGCUUCGUAAACAGGAGUCUGUACUGGAACAGCUGCACAAAGAUCUGAAGAAAAAGAGUGAUCCAGGCAAGGAGGAACAGCUCUGGGAAGUACAGCGAGUGGUCACCCAGCUGAAGAGGAAACUCAAGCAUGCUCACAAAGCUACAGAGGCUAUUGCUGCAUCCAAGGAGACCAAGGAACGAGUGUCGCAACAACAACAACAACAACAACACCAGCAGCAGAAAGCUUCCCAUGUGAAACACAAGGCCCCUCAGCCCCCUCAGUCACACCAGAGAACAGACUCUGGGGAUAUUGAACUGAAACUGGACCUGCAGAAACCAGCCCCUGUGCCUGUUGCUGAAGAACCUGAAGACAAGGUAAAGACUAUACAGAAACCAGGGGUUCCUACUAAAGGACAGGAAGUGAAAGAAGCAGAAAAUGAUGCAGAACUGAAAAAGGAAGUUAAAUUGUCAGCAGAAUCAAUACCAAAGACUAUGGAGGUUCUCCAGGAAUCCAAAAUGGAGGUGCCAAAAUCCCAGGAAAGGGGACCUCAACUUGAAGCAAAGGAACUAAAGGAGAUGCCACAGCCCUCAGAAACCAAGGAAGAGGUAAAAGUACCUGAGGUGGAAGAAGAUGAAGCAGCAGCUCAUGGAGAAACACCUCCCAGUGAACAGAAAACUGCACAGGAUAAUACUGAAGAAGAAGAAGAGUCAGUGGAAUUGCAGAAAUCUGAGAUAGCUUUGGAAGUAAAAGAAGUGGUGUCCACUGAAAAAGAACAGAUGGCAGACAUUCCUGAACAGGUCAGUAAGGAAGAUAUGGAUUCCACACCUGAUGCUGAGGAGAAGACGGAAUCUGAGGUGGAGCUGGAACAGAUACAUGGCAUGGACAAUGCUGCCUUUAGUGAGACUACUCCAGCACAGAUGGCUGUAGUUGCUCCCAAGGACAUCACUCAUGGCAAUGAACCAAAGCAAAUUCAAGAAAAAGGAAGUGGUUUAAAGACUGAAACCAAAGUGGUUAAAAAGGUUAGUAUAAAAACUGUGCAAGAAGUGCCAUCUGAAAAGGAUGUGGCCAAGGAAACAAAAACGGCACCAGUUGUUGCCAAAAAGACAGUGGAGGUCACCAAACCAGUGCCAGCACCUGAGGACAAAACAGACAAACAAAAACAAGGUGGACCAGCAGCGAAACCAGCCAUGCCAUUACUGCAGCCUGUUAUUCUCCAUGACCAAAAGGAUCAUUCCAAAGAAAUCCACAAGAGGGCAGCACUGGAGCCUGAAGAAGAGGACCUCAUCCUCCAUGUAGAAGGGUCUAGUUCUGGGAUCACAGCACAGUCUGCUUACCUUGCAGAAUUUGAAGCUGCUUCUGAUGAUAUUAGAGAACUACUUGAAGAGGAAAGAGCUCUUCAGUUGGAAGAAGAGGAACUGUUGGCAAUAGGUGAUGAGUUGAGGAAGAAGAUUGAGACAGAGCAGAUAGAGAUAGAGCGUCUCCAGCAGGAGAUCGAGGAGCUGGAAGAGUUACGACAGGACUCUGCAGAGACCAAUGACUACAGUUCUGAUAGCGACAGCAGCUCCUCGGACAGCGAGGAUGAGGAGGAGCUCCAGGAGAUGUUACAACAGCUAAUACAGGAGAAUGAUCAUCUCAAGAUGAGAAAUAAAGAAAUGUGUCAAAAAGUACAUGAAGAAAGACAGAUCUGCUUGGAGGUCAAAGUUCAAAUCAGAAUGCUGCAGCAGAAGACUGGCACAUAUAGUGCGGAUGCCCUGCUCACCCUGGAUGAGAUGGACUAUACCAUGUAGAUUAUAACACAUAUAACUUAUAUUUAUUUCAUAAACUGAAUAUUGUCUUAGAGUGAUCCAAGGGUGUUUCAGCAACUAGAUUUAAAUGGCCAGUUGUUAGAAUUUAUAAAGAAUGAACAGAUGAACAUCAAACUGGAAUAUGUUUCCAGAUACUUUCAAUUUGAGUACUCAACCAAAUUGAUGUUUUAUUAUAAGGGAUGUGUAUACAUGUUUAAGUUUGAAAUGACACUUGGUGCUCUGAUAUUCAGUCAAAGUAUUACAAACUGUCAGCUGUAUGUUACAAUAGAAAUGUGCAAUAAAUGUUUGUGGAUUUCAAAAGAAAUGAUGGUGCUUCAUGAAAGAAUUUUUUUUAUCUUGGAAUAUGCAUGUUUGAUUUUGUACUUGGUGCAAAAGAAUUAGUGUUUUAUUAUAAAAAUUUAUACCUUACCAGCUGUAGAUUGUUUCAAUAUGUACAGUAAUGGUUUUGUUAACAAUUCACAUGAAUUUUUAAAAAAAUUAUCUAGCCCCCCUGCUCCUGUGGAGCUUUUUGAAUCCAUAUAAAGAUGGAAUUUGAGGCAUCAGUGAUGAGAUAAAGGUGUGUAAAGACAUUCCUUGUGAAUGACGGGUGUGGCAGAUUGAUUUUGAUCACAUUUUGCAUAAAUCUGAAAAUUGUCGAUUUUGGGUGAUUUUUAUAGGGCCGGAUAUGGCAGUUUUUUUCGAUUUUGGAGAAAAAUGAAACGUUAUUUAGGAUCUUUAUAGUGACAAGUAGGUGUGUUUGGUCAUUUGUAGUUAACAUUAGGUAUGGGACUGUGGUUUUGUUAACAUUUAAGAUGAAAUAGAGCAAAAACUCCAUCCCCACUUUCCCCCACCUUUUAUGGUUGAAGAGGACGACAAUGCAUUACAAAAUAUGAAUCAAUUAUUUUCCCUAUUAGAUUAAAAAAUUUAAAGGAGUUAUUCAUCUCAUGUAAAGUGCAUUUUCCCAAAACAAGGUUGCGAAUUAGAGCAAUGGAUUAACACCCAUUGUAUUAACACAGAAUAGGAAGUGACUCUAAAGUUCCAAAAGCCUAAAUUACCAUAAAACAGAGCAUAAAGUCCUCAUUUGUUUCCUCAAAAAUCAGUAGCUGAUAUAAAUCCAUAACAGUGAUUCCUAAAGCAAGUCGGAAAUAUUGAAGCCAACUGAGAUACAGUCAUCAGUAACCUGAUUCACCCCUAACAGUUGACUGAUUUAACUUAAAUUAGGAUGUGAAGCCAUGACUAAAGUUGCUCAAUCCUUUUAAAACUAAAAACAUCCUGUAGAAAGAACAUGAUUACAGUUCAUUUACAUAUUCAGUUAAUGUAAUUUUAACUUGGACAUCUAAAUACAUUAAUUAUACUCUGAAAUACAUGUAUGACUUGAUUUAAUAGGAAGUUUCCAUAAUAGUGUAAUUAAUGUACAUAUGUAUUCAGAUAUAAUUUUGAGACAUCUAAUACAAUUAUACUAUACUUUGACAUAUAACUUGAUCUAAAAUAGCAAUUUUCUAAAAUUAAAUGUGGCCAUGAAAUCACUUCUAUGAUACAUUAUUUAUCAUUGCAUCAAAAUUGAUAAAUUGACCUGUUUUUGGCCUCUUUAUUUUCUGCCUUUUGUCUGUACAUAUGUCACGGUUUUGCUGCUGUGUUAUUCCUUGCUAUAUUGUUUAUGACUAUAUCCCAAACGUAUGCCCUCUAUUUAAUGCUUUGACCCAGUGCCCAGUGCUCUUACCAUUCAAAAGAAUGUUUUGAGGAAUGAUGCAAUAACCCAUAUGUGCAUGAGAAAAGAAAUGAGUCAAUUGUGUUUGCCUGUGCAUGCAUGUUUUUUUGUCAUUUAUUUUUUAUCAUAAACACAAGUGAAUGAUAAUAAUUUUGAUAAUAGUGGCUUUACAUCCACUAUUUGCGUACCCUUACAGGUUAUCAAUUGUCAGCAUUAUUGUUCCUAAUGUGUAUCCUUCUUUUGUUUGUCAUUUUAGUAUUGUAAAUAACACUGUCAUGUUGACCCAGUGCCACGAUGUAAUCUAACCCCUGGUAUACUCUGGCUAGUUAAAUGUUUCUUCGCAUCUUUGUAAUCAUUA